Molecule: messenger RNA, 2993 nt
Organism: Notolabrus celidotus (New Zealand spotty)
Lineage: Eukaryota; Metazoa; Chordata; Actinopteri; Labriformes; Labridae
Gene: syt19
Product: synaptotagmin XIX
Exons: 8
Coding region: 145-1455 (436 amino acids)
Biological process (GO): calcium-ion regulated exocytosis; regulation of dopamine secretion; vesicle fusion
Cellular component (GO): synapse; axon
Molecular function (GO): phosphatidylserine binding; SNARE binding; calcium-dependent phospholipid binding
Source: RefSeq, a predicted model, not a curated record
UUAAAAAAGUUAUUACAAAGUACUCUUGUUGGCUAAUAUAACUUGUUCCAGUGUACAUUUUGGAGAUACCCUCUGGCUUAACUUCCACAAUAGCUGGUCCAUCAUGUGACCUGCAGUUCAGUACUUUACAAAGGUGUCCUCUAUAUGUUGCAGAGGAAUGUAAAGGCUACAUGUAGGUGGAGAGUACUUUUGAUGCAGAUGGAGUUUCCGACACCUGUCGGGCUCCUAUCGGCUGCUGAUAACCCGGCGAUGCUGUACUCAGACUGGGUCAAGUAUACUAUCCUGGGUAUCUCAGUCACUCUUCUUCUGCUGGCACUCGGGAUCUUGGCAUGGCAGAUCUUCAGAUGCUACACACAGCCACGCUCUACACACACUCAGCAAGAUACUUUGAACAAUGAUUUGCUGUACUUGGAUGAAAAGCCUGGAACAGCGGGAAACUCCUCAGGAGCUCCAAGUACUAGGGUGAAGGAUUUAAACACAGAGGUACAGAAGCUAAGUCGCUGUCUCUCUCAGGCCUUGUCUCUCCCCUCAGGAUCCAGCCAGACAGAGAAAGACACAGGAGAGCAAACAACCCUAAAAAAGGUUGAUGGAAAGCUACGUUUCUCCAUCUUUUAUGACCAGCUUCAGUCCUGUCUAGUGGUCACCAUCUUGCAGGUGGAGGGGCUUCAGGAGCACAGUCAGAAGCUCUAUCCGUUUGUUAAGAUAAGUCUCAUGUGGGCCGGCUCACAUGGAGUGGAGUUGGAGAGCUGGUUAAAUGAGGAGGGCCAUGGGAUAGAAGAACCUGUGAUUUGGACAAUGCUGCAGGAUUGGCGGACUCGUAUUGUGAAAGGCAGCUGUAAUCCUUUAUAUGGAGACCAGUUUAGCUGUUUUUUACAUGAAGAUAAGGAGCUACGUCACCUUAACCUUAGAAUGGAGGUGAGGGACUUUGACAAAUUCUCCAGACACACAGUAUUAGGAGAAGUCAGGGUUCCUCUUGGGCACCUCAACAUCUCCUACCCUUUGGAGCUACAAGAAGAUCUGCAGAUUCCCCAGAAGGAUCUUGUAGGAGAGGUGCUUCUGUCUUUGAAGAUUCUUCCUACUUCUCAGAGACUGGAGGUUGGAUUGCACAAAGUCAAAACAGUCCCCCCAGAAAUAUGCUCAGAUACAGCCUUGUAUGCCAGGAUCAGUGUGCAGUGCAACCAGUGCAAAUUAAGGUACCAGAAAACCUCUGCUGUAGCCCACUGGCUGGUGUCCGUCUUCAACGAGGUCUUCAUGUUCUCUCUGCCAGAGUUUCCUCUUGAACAAUGCAAAAUUUCAGUUUCUGUUUAUGAGAUUCACAUGAAUAGAAAAUCCACCAAACAUCUGAUUGGACAGUUGACUGUGGAGAAGAAUGAAAGUUCAGAAGACAAGCACUGGAGUUUAAUGAUGCACUCUGUUCGCCAGCCAGUAGCGAGGUGGCAUGGCUUGCUGAUGUGAUUUACUGCUCACAAAUUCUCACCUUCACUUGUGGAUGCUUGGGUAUUCAGUCUUUUUGUUUGUUGACCAGUUAACUGAUAUAUUUUAUUUAACCCCUAGCUUCUGGUCUGAUUAUUAUUAUUAUUAUUAUUAUUAUUAUUAUUAUUAUUAUUAUUAUUAUUAUUAUUAUUAUGUCAAAACUCUAAAGAUAUGAAAUUUGCACUCUAGAUUUCUGUGAUCACUCGAUGAAUAGUUUUGUUGGUUUUGUUUCUUUAGGUAUGACUAAACCAUGCUGUUCUUAUCUGCUUGUAAAACUGCCCCCUCUUUGUUACUAAAUGUUUACAUUGAAAGUAUUCAUAUUUAGUAAUUUCAACAUUUACACAUUCACCAAUGUCUUAUAUAUGAGAAACCAAACAAUUUCUUUCAAGUGAUAUAUUCUAAAACUGCAUAAGGCACGAGGAAACCUCAAAUGAUGAUGAAAAAUAUUAAGAGUUCGUGGAUGAAAAGUUACCGGGGAAGUUUCAAAUUCUUCCAAAUGCUGUGUCUCUUAAACCUUUACUGACUCAGGUAUGACUCAGUCAUUACUAGAAUUAAUGUUAUUUUUACCUUUGCUGCCAUCUUCUGGUUAAACCGAACAUUUUGUCUAGUUUGGAGAAAACUUCCAUAUUAUAUCUGAAAAUACCUUUAACAAUUAACUUUCUAGCUCUUAGCUUAGCAGCCAGCAACUGGAAACAAAUCAGGGCUGGGACUUCUAGUGGUUAUUAUUGUUGUUAAUUUAAUCAAUUACUCAUAAUUAGCAAUGUGAAGGUUUUUUUUAAAAUCGAUUUAUUAUUCGGCCAAUGAAAUGUGAAACCUUUAAAACCUGGCUGUGCAAGACUCAAUGACUCAACCUCUGCAAAAUAAAUACUUUGGCCAUUCCACCAAACAGGGACCUUUUCUGUCCCGGGAUAUUUUAAUUGUAAAUGAAAACAAUUUGCUAAAUGCAUUUUAUCAUCAAGCAAUGUGUCUUGCAGAUUGAUGUAAUCGUAGAUAUAAGAUAUUGAAUUUCAAACACAGAUAAAAACUACCUAGAACACCAAAAGAUAGAAAAUCUUACCUGUCCCAACCCACAUCACUUCCAUCCUAUUCUCCUUACAUUGGCUGCCAAUCAAAUUCAGAAUACAGUUUAACAUCCUCAUAUUAACAUAUAAAACUAUCCAUCAUCAAGCACCCUCAUAUAUCUCUGACCUGCUCCACCCUUACAUCUCCAGUAGACCCCUCAGAUCCUCAGAUCAGGGUCCGUGACCGUGCCUUUGAGCUUAUGGCUCCAACUCUGUGGAACAAUCUGCCGGCCAAAUUGCGCUCUGCUAUUUCCACUGAGACUCUUAAAAAGCAGCUUAAGACUCAUUUGUUUGUCAUGGCUUUUGACUAUCUUUUGUAAAUUGUUGUUAUUUUGUCUGCUUUCAUUACUAUCUUAUGUAUUGCACAUUGUAUUGCUUUGUCCAUAUUGAUACUCUGUGAAGCACUUCGUGACUAUGCUCUUGAAAGGUGCUGCACAAAUAAAGUUUCCUUACUUACUU